Molecule: messenger RNA, 969 nt
Organism: Paramecium tetraurelia
Lineage: Eukaryota; Ciliophora; Oligohymenophorea; Peniculida; Parameciidae
Exons: 4
Source: RefSeq, a predicted model, not a curated record
AUGCAUAAUUAAUUACUAACUAAUAGAUGUAAUUUCAAAACUGAUCGCAUUUCCAAAAUCCUGUCAGCCUACACUGUGGAAAGUGAAAAGCAUAAUCAACAGAGUUUUCGAAUGUUGAGCUAGAAAAUCAAGAGUAAAAUAGGAAAUUAAAUCAGCGAUCAUCAAACUCUCUACCCUAAACCAGAUAUCAAAGACUCUAAAAUAGAAAUCUCUAAAUUUUUUAGUGACCAUAAAAAAACUCAGAUCUAAAUCAAUGUUAAAGAUUUACUCAUGCAUAAAAGUUAAAUGCAAAAAUCACUAUCCAAAAAAUCCAGAGAUUCCAAUCAACGAUAAAAUGAAAUCAUCGAAAAAUUGAAUAAGACAUAGAACGAAAUCUAUAAGAAUUACAUUGCCAAAAGAGAUUCUAAUGGAUCAAAAACUUAUAGAGACUCAAGGGAUUUGGAUAUCCGUAUCAAGUUGAAUGAUAAAAGUACUCAAUCCCAACAAGCCUUACUCUAAACACUCAUCAAUAAGAGCAAUGAAAAAAAGUCAGUUGAACCAAGGGAUUCCCCAGAUCUAUGUUAUACCCCAUCACAUAACAUGCUUCAAUCUACCUUCUAAAAUAGCUUGCUUAUACGAUCAGGAAGCUAAGGCAAUGUGGCCAGCACCUCGAAAUUAAAUAAUAAAAUACAAGAUUCAAAACUUAAAAAAAUAAAAAACUAUCUUGAAUAAGCUAAAACCCAUCGACCAAUCGCAGAUUAUUAUAAACUGAGUCAAGAAAUUGAUAAGGUCAAAAAAGGCAAAUUAGUUUAAGUGGAAAGAAAUAAACUUCUAUCCCUCCUAAAAAUAGCAUAUCGAGCUAAAUCUAAAAUAGAUUAAUUUAAUGAAUAUCUGAAAAAAUAAGAAAAAAUUUCAACUUUAAUUUAGAGUUUCUUAAUAAAUGAGUUAUUAACUGAAAAUAGCAUUGAAUCAAUCUUAUCUUUGGAAUGA